Cicer arietinum (chickpea) is the source of this 1106-nucleotide messenger RNA. RefSeq names its product transcription factor RAX2-like. Lineage: Eukaryota; Viridiplantae; Streptophyta; Magnoliopsida; Fabales; Fabaceae. The record is from RefSeq and is a predicted model, not a curated record.
AGAGAAUACUAUGAUCAGAGAGAGAAAAAAAGAGAGAAAUGGGAAGAGCUCCUUGUUGUGACAAAGCAAAUGUGAAGAAAGGACCAUGGUCACCAGAAGAAGAUUCAAAGCUCAAAGAGUAUAUACAAAAUCAUGGAACUGGUGGAAAUUGGAUUGCUCUUCCUCAAAAAGCUGGUCUAAGGAGGUGUGGAAAAAGUUGUAGAUUGAGAUGGCUUAAUUAUCUUAGGCCAAACAUUAAGCAUGGAGAAUUCUCUGAUGAAGAAGACAGAAUCAUUUGCACUCUUUAUGCUAAUAUUGGAAGCAGGUGGUCAAUCAUAGCUGCUCAAUUACCUGGAAGAACUGAUAAUGAUAUAAAAAACUAUUGGAACACAAAACUAAAGAAAAAACUAAUGAAUUUUCUUCCACAAUCUCACAACACAAUCUUACCUUAUGAAACAUGUUCUCAAAACACACCAUUUUCAAAUUCUCAUUCAUAUUACAACAACUAUCAAACACCAACAAACACAUCUUUUGUUGAACAAAUUUCAGUUCCUAAUUCAACAAUCUCUGAACCUUUUUACCAAGAAGAUCAUUCCUUGCAAUAUAGUAAUUAUCCAUCACUACCUAUCACAACAGAAAGUCUUGUCAUGUUUGGAAGUGAGGGAAGUUGUUGCAGUUCUUCUGAUGGAAUAAGCUCUAGUCUUGUGAAACAAGAUGAUAUUAUCAAGUUUCAGAAUUUCAUGCAAACCAACAACAACAACAACAAUAUCAUCAAUCAUGUUGGUUUUAACCAAUGGGAAAAGGUGAACUUUUGCUUUAGUCAAAAUCAAAAGCAAAUUAGUACAACUUUGGAUUAUGAUCUUGAGUAUAUUAAGCAAUUAAUUAGUAGUAAUAGUAAUAACUUGAUGAGUGUUGAUGAAAACAAGAGAGAGGAGAAGAGUAUGUACUACUACUAGUAGUGAACUGAAGUAGCACUGAGCACUACUGACUUUUAAGUAAAAUCAGAAAGAUAUGUUUCAGUGAGAAGCAUGGUAGAGUUGAGAGCAAGAUUUUCAGAAAAGACACUUUCACCUAAUUAUUUAUUUAUGGGGUUCUCUCUUCUCUUUAUUUAAUUAUUAUUUACUUUA